UCGCUNCUCCCCUCUCUUUGCACCCAUCCCUCUUUGUACCGCACCCCCUGGGGACCCCUGCGCCCCUCCCCUCCCCCCUGGCCGCAUGGACCGUCCCGCAGGCCGCUGAUGCCGCCCGCGGCGAGGUGGCCCGGACUGCAGCGCCCGAGAGAGCUCUAAUGGUACCAAGUGACACGUCAGCCUUCCUGUAACACAGGGACGCCAGAUCUGAGAAGAUGUCGGCAAUACAGGCCGCCUGGCCAUCCGGUACAGAAUGUAUUGCCAAGUACAACUUCCAUGGCACCGCUGAGCAGGACCUUCCCUUCUGCAAAGGAGACGUGCUCACCAUUGUGGCUGUCACCAAGGACCCCAACUGGUACAAAGCCAAGAACAAGGUGGGCCGUGAGGGCAUCAUUCCAGCCAACUAUGUCCAGAAGCGGGAGGGCGUAAAGGCGGGUACCAAACUCAGCCUCAUGCCCUGGUUCCAUGGCAAGAUCACACGGGAGCAGGCCGAGCGGCUUCUCUACCCGCCGGAGACAGGCCUGUUUCUGGUGCGGGAGAGCACCAACUACCCCGGGGACUACACGCUGUGCGUGAGCUGCGAAGGCAAGGUGGAGCACUACCGCAUCAUGUACCAUGCCAGCAAGCUCAGCAUCGAUGAGGAGGUGUACUUCGAGAACCUCAUGCAGCUGGUGGAGCACUACACCUCAGACGCAGAUGGGCUCUGUACUCGCCUCAUCAAACCAAAGGUCAUGGAGGGCACAGUGGCGGCCCAGGAUGAGUUCUACCGCAGUGGCUGGGCACUGAACAUGAAGGAAUUGAAGCUGCUGCAGACCAUCGGGAAGGGGGAGUUUGGAGAUGUGAUGCUGGGCGAUUACCGAGGGAACAAAGUUGCUGUCAAGUGCAUUAAGAACGAUGCCACUGCCCAGGCCUUUCUGGCUGAAGCCUCGGUCAUGACGCAACUGCGGCACAGCAACCUGGUACAGCUUCUGGGCGUGAUCGUGGAGGAGAAGGGCGGGCUCUACAUCGUCACUGAGUACAUGGCCAAGGGGAGCCUGGUGGACUAUCUGCGGUCACGGGGUCGGUCGGUGCUGGGCGGAGACUGUCUCCUCAAGUUCUCACUAGACGUCUGUGAGGCCAUGGAAUAUCUGGAGGGCAACAACUUCGUACACCGGGAUCUGGCUGCCCGCAAUGUGCUGGUGUCUGAGGACAACGUGGCCAAGGUCAGCGACUUUGGCCUUACCAAGGAGGCCUCCAGCACCCAGGACACGGGCAAACUGCCAGUCAAGUGGACAGCUCCCGAGGCCCUGAGAGAGAAGAAAUUCUCCACCAAGUCUGAUGUGUGGAGUUUUGGAAUCCUUCUCUGGGAAAUCUACUCCUUUGGGCGAGUGCCUUAUCCAAGAAUUCCCCUGAAGGAUGUCGUCCCUCGGGUGGAGAAGGGCUACAAGAUGGACGCCCCCGAUGGCUGCCCACCCGCAGUCUACGAGGUCAUGAAGAAUUGCUGGCACCUGGACGCCGCUGUGCGGCCCUCCUUCCUACAGCUUCGAGAGCAGCUCGAGCACAUCAAAACCCACGAGCUGCGCCUGUGACCACCGGCCUCGGCCCAGUCACGGGCCUGUGGGGACUGAACCCGGAAGGUCGUGGACCCUGCUUGCUGGGCCCAAACUGGAACUGAGCCCCAGCGGGCCGGUGGG
This is a messenger RNA of Galeopterus variegatus (Sunda flying lemur), 1673 nucleotides long. RefSeq names its product c-src tyrosine kinase (gene CSK). Gene Ontology annotation, biological process: adherens junction organization; regulation of Fc receptor mediated stimulatory signaling pathway; protein phosphorylation. NCBI's taxonomy places the organism in Eukaryota, Metazoa, Chordata, Mammalia, Dermoptera, Cynocephalidae. The record is from RefSeq and is a predicted model, not a curated record. The transcript has 13 exons. The coding region runs from base 216 to 1568 and encodes 450 amino acids. Gene Ontology annotation, molecular function: ATP binding; protein tyrosine kinase activity; protein binding.